AUGAUAAUUGAUCAAGGUGACAAAGAAGUUCAAAACACAUCAUUGAACAAAUAUGCUUUGGCUUGUGCCCUUGUUGCUUCAAUGGUUUCCAUUGUCUCUGGCUAUGAUACCGGUGUUAUGAGUGGAGCAAUGAUUUUCAUAAAAGAGGAUUUGGGAAUCAGUGACACACAACAAGAAAUUCUAGCAGGAAUCUUAAAUCUUAUUGAUGUUGGCUUCUUUGUCUGUUUCAAUUCCUUUCUGUCAUUGUUAACUGUGAUGCCAACAAGGGUGGUAAUGAUCGUUUGGAAGCUUCUGAAAACAAGGAAGUUCAAGAGGCUGUCUCCAGUUGAAUUGUCGGAUUUUGGCUAUUUUAUUAUUAUGGCUUGUGGAAUCACUGUUUUGCAGCAAAUAGAUAUCAGCUUCAUAUAUCAUAUAAUCCGUGGUCAAGCAACAAUCAAACUGUAUGUGAUCUACAACGUCUUAGAGCCUAUCAGGUCAUCAACAGGUGGUUUUGGCCAGCAGGCUUACCGUCCACCUAGAGGAUCUGGUGGUCCACCUCAAUGGGGUCAGCGAAGCUCACAUUAUGGCCAUCAGCAAUCAUAUGACUAUCAACACCGCGGGCCAUAUCCUUCUCACAAUCAAUCAUAUGCUCCUACUCCUUAUGGAAAUUAUCCUCAACAUAUGGCUCCAAGGAGCAGCUAUGGUUCUGGUUGGGAGCAAAGGCCUCACCAGAGUAUACAGGGGCCACCCUCACAUAAUGGUGGUUAUGAUUAUUAUGGCGGACAAGGGGGUCAUUCAUCUGAGGCUCCAUCAUCUGCCCAACAUCCCAGUUCAGUUCCCCAACAUGGUACCGGACCUUCUCCUUUACCCUCCAUGGGCCCAUCCCCAGCACAGAUGAAUUACAAUUAUGGACAGCCUCAGGGCCAGGAUUAUGGACAUCAGACACCUUAUCAGCAGGCAGGACAUCCUCAACAAGGUUAUGGACAAGCUACAAGUGCCCUUGAUGCCGAGUGUGCAUGUAUUGAUACUAACUUGUGCAUUUGUAUGUUCUUUUUAAACCUUGGUGAUUUCCUUGUGCAGAAACUAGGGGAAGGUGUGAAAGGGGUGUAUAUCUCGAUAGACGUGGAUUGUCUUGAUCCUGCAUUUGCUCCGGGAGUGUCUCAUAUUGAACCGGGAGGUCUUUCUUUCCGCGAUGUUCUUAACAUCCUACACAAUCUUCAAGGUGAUGUUGUUGCUGGAGACGUCAUUGAACUCAACCCACAACGCGAUACUGUUGAUGGAAUGACUGCUAUGGUAGCUGCUAAGUUGGUCAGAGAAAUGGCUGCAAAGAUUGCAAAAUGA
Messenger RNA from Vicia faba (fava bean), 1320 nucleotides. NCBI's taxonomy places the organism in Eukaryota, Viridiplantae, Streptophyta, Magnoliopsida, Fabales, Fabaceae. The record is from the annotation of a GenBank genome assembly.